Sphenostylis stenocarpa is the source of this 1296-nucleotide messenger RNA. The record is from the annotation of a GenBank genome assembly. Lineage: Eukaryota; Viridiplantae; Streptophyta; Magnoliopsida; Fabales; Fabaceae.
AUGGCGAGUAACAGAGAGAGAGAAGAGUCUCUGACAUUCACAAUCCCUUCUUCCUCUUCCCAUUCUUCCCCCAUCACCGUCUCCGACCAACUCGACAGCUACCUCGCCGACCCCAGGAGCGCCUCUGGAAGCUUCCAGAACGACGGCCUUCUCUCCGCAGGCGAUGCCGCCGCUGCUGAUCCCGAUUUCGGAUUCUCCCGACCCGAUUUCCGCCAGAGCCCCCUCGCUGGCACCGUCGAGCUCUACCAACGCCAUGUCUUUCUCUGCUACAAGAAUCCUCGCGUUUGGCCACCGCGUAUAGAAGCCGCCGAGUUUGAUCGCUUGCCAAGGUUGCUCCACGCCGCCGUUGUGGCAAGGAAGUCUCACAUGAAAAAGGAGACUCGGUUAACGAUUUGCGAGGGUCAUGAUGGAACUGAGACAUCCAAUGGGGAUGUGUUGAUCUUUCCUGACAUGGUUAGAUACAGGAGGUUAACGCAUUUUGAUGUUGAAACGUUUGUUGAAGAAGUUCUUGUGAAGGAUGGGGAAUGGCUUCCUGGAACCCCUGAGGCAUUGAGAGGUUCGUUUGUUUUUGUGUGUUCACAUGGAUCCCGUGAUCGCAGAUGUGGGGUUUGCGGACCUGUCUUGGUCAGUAGAUUCAGGGAGGAGAUAGAGUUGCAUGGUCUUCAUGGUAAAGUGUUUGUAAGCCCGUGUUCUCACAUUGGGGGAAGUCAGUAUGCUGGAAACGUCAUUGUAUUUAAACCUUGCAAAAAUGGAGAAGUUACUGGUCACUGGUAUGGAUAUGUUACCCCGGAUGAUGUGCCUUUAUUGCUUCAACAUCAUAUCAUAAAAGGAGAUGUUUUAGAUUCAUUAUGGAGGGGCCAGAUGGGUUUAUCAGUAGAAGAACAGAUGAAACAGCAAGAACAAAGGCUCUUGCUGAAUGGCUUAAGAAAUUUAGAAGAAAGCACAGAAGUGUGUAGAUCUCAAGGUAAUUUUGUGAGCUGCUGCCAAUCAAAUGCUAGCUGCUGCCAAUCAAAUGGAGACUCUUCUUUCCGACAGAAUCACAUGUUUUCAGAAAAGAGAAUGGACCCAGAUGUCAUUGAGACAGAAGCAAAGCUCUCAGCUGAUAAUAAAAACAAUGAGUCUGUGCUUUCUCGGAUCAAUAGGAUCAAUAGUGCCAAAGGAGCUUCGCUCAAGUUUCCUACCAUGACAACCUGGCUUGAUGGCUGGGAGCAAGAAGAUACUUAUGCAGCUCUUGCUGUUGUAUGCGCUGCUGUGUCAGUUGCCAUUGCCUACAACUGCUACAAACAAUUGAGAUAA